Molecule: messenger RNA, 1143 nt
Organism: Cynara cardunculus var. scolymus (artichoke)
Lineage: Eukaryota; Viridiplantae; Streptophyta; Magnoliopsida; Asterales; Asteraceae
Exons: 1
Coding region: 1-1143 (380 amino acids)
Source: RefSeq, a predicted model, not a curated record
AUGGCUAAAUCAUUCCAGUCAGUUCUUUAUAGUUACUUUUUGGGACCUCGUCUUCCAUUUCCAAUUGUCCUGCGUGCGGUUCAAAAUGCUUGGGCCAAGUUUGGGCUUAAGGAUGCAAUGGUAAAUGACCUUGGAUACUUCUUCUUUCGAUUUAAUGAUAAUGGUGGUUGCAAUCAAGUAGCUGAGUCGUCUCCCCUUAUGAUUCGUGGGAGGCCUCUUUUUGUCUCCACAUGGGAUCCUUCAAAGGGGCUUACUAAACCUGAGCAUACCUCCUUUCCGUUAUGGAUUAAAUUCUAUAAUAUUCCUCUUGUUGCUUUUAAUAGAGAGGGAAUUAGCCGAAUCGCUAGUGCUGUUGGAGUCCCUUUGCGUUUGGAUGCUUGUACUGCUAGUACUUGUGAUAAAGCAUGGGGUCGUACUAAUUUUGCAAAAGUUCUGGUGGAUGUUUGGGCCGUGGGUGAAAUUCAGAAGCAGAUUGAAGUUGUCAUUCCGAGGCUUUCUGGUGAUGGUGAAGAUGUGAUAAAGAUAGUUAUGGAAUAUGAUUGGGUGCCUUCUCAAUGCUCGAAAUGUAAAGUUUUCGGCCAUAAUCUAAAUUCUUGUCUAAAAGUGGGUAUUCAAAAACAAAAGGAGAUUGUCAAGCCGUUGCAUACUGAUGGGUUUAUAGAGAAAAAGCGCAAACAAUGGAAGCCGAAACAGAGUUCAGGGUCUAGUAAUGGUGUUCAGCCAACUUCUUCAGGUGAGCCCUCUAAUUUUCACGAGGCGAUAGUUGGAGUUGGUACUAUAAAGCCGGUUUCUGAUGAACCGUCGAUAUUGGGAGAGAAUAGAAAGGAUGAAGAGGUAGUUCAGUCGGUCGAUCCUGAUUUCUCAGAUGGGCAACGUAAGGAAACUGAUGAAAGUCAAUAUUGUAUGGUGGAUGCGGGGAGAAUGCCAAGAGGAAGGGAGGAUGUAUCGAAUGUGACUUUUCGCUCAAAGGCGGGUCCAGAACUUGUAAAAGCGGUGAUUCAAGCGAUGAAACCACGACGUGGUGCAGUGUCCUCUACGUCUACUAGUAAUAGAUUUUCCCCACUACCUUCUGAUGAUUCUAGUGAUGAUGAUGAUAUGGAGAUUAUUGACACUGAGGGUCAUUCUUUGGUCUUAAUGCCCUAA